Spirodela intermedia is the source of this 1200-nucleotide messenger RNA. The record is from the annotation of a GenBank genome assembly. NCBI's taxonomy places the organism in Eukaryota, Viridiplantae, Streptophyta, Magnoliopsida, Alismatales, Araceae.
AUGAAGUGGGUCGUCGAAUCAUCUCUGACGGCUAUCACCCAGCAGAGCAGAAAAACAGUGAUUUUGUGGCUGUCUGGCGGCUGUCACCUGACAGAGAGGAGCUGGAUGGAGGUGGGGCACAUGUUAGGGAGCUUCAUCCUCAGGUCCGCGCAGCAAGAUGAGGCUCUUCAUCUCAUCUGGUACGUUCUUAGGAGGUGGCGACUUGUCUCCCGACGGAUCGUCCUUGAUAAGUCUUCAUUAUCAUGAGUUAAUAAUUAGUAAAUAAUAUAGUUUUAGCCUUAACUCAUGAUAAAUAGACUUAUAUUUGUGUUAAAGUGUGAAAAGUGGUUUUCAGUUAAUUAACGUGAAUUUUUGGGUAAUUAUGUGAUUUUAUAUGAUUUUUACAGUCUUACUUUUGAGAUAAAUGAAGGAAAAGAAAUAAAAAUAAAAAUAUAAUAGAAUAGGGGGGCCCGCCGGCCAGCCGGGCUCGCAAACAGGUUGGAAGCACAGUCGGGGAGUAGCCACGAGCAAGGGCUCGAGCGGCUUGGACCGAUAGGGGCACGUGUGUGCCACCCCCCUCCCACGUCACCGGUGGCCAGCCAAUUGUGGGGUAAGGAGUAGUCGUAUGCGCGAGAAAGGGACUUGCUUUGAAAUGUAACAUUACUAUAUAUUCGUCCGAAAAUUCUACACAACCGAUGUGGGACUAAACCCUUGUCACACCUUCCCUAGAAGGGGCGGGCAACUGGCGCGAGUUUGAAUCCUCCUAGAGCCAAAAUUCAUAUUUUUUUUGUUGAUUAUCGUGACUUUCCUGUAGAUCGCCGGUGAAAGAUUAAGCAACCAGAAUUGUUGGAUCAUCGGCGAAAAUCUCGUCAACGCGAUUCGCAGAGCAUUGUUACUAAAAUUGUUGAAAGAUUUGCGAUAAAAGGAUCAUGAAUCCAUUGAGUAAAGCAUCUCCGAUUGAUCGACAAACAAGCCGUAAUCGGGAAGAGGACGAUCUGUUAGGAGACGAGUCGCCACCUCUUGAGAGCGUACCAGAUGCGAUGAAAAACCUCCUCUUGGUGCGUGAACUUGAGGAUGAAGCUCCCUAACAUGCACCCCACCUCCAUCCAGCUCCUCUUCGUCGGGUGACAGUCGCCGGAGAGCCGCAAAGUCGCCAUUUUUCUGCUCCACCGGGUGACAGCCAUCGAAGAUGAUUCGACGACCCACUUCAUUGAUCUCUAG